AUGGCGAAGCAGGCUAAAGCGACCAAGAAAUUCGAGAAAAGCAAGCUUAAGGACACACUUGAGCGGAGAAAGGACUUUGCAAAGAUCAAGCAGCGACACAAGCAGAAAGAGAAGAGACAGAAAGAUGCCGCAAGACGAGCAGAGAAAGAGCAAGAUCAGCCCGGCGUGCCCAAUGGAGUCGGUGACGAUGAUUCUGGCCACGAAGAUAUGAACGACGACGAUUUCUUCCAAGACACUUUCCCGAUCCCCGAGCCUGUGACAGAUUCCAAGAACAAGAAGCGGAAGAGAGACCAAUCAGCUCCCACAGAUGACGGACAAUUGUCUGGGAGCGAAGACGCAGACGGCGACGAAGCAGACUUCAAAGGUCAACUCGAUGCGCUGGCCGACAAGGAUCCGGAAUUCUACAAAUAUCUCAAGGAGAACGACGCCGAGCUCCUUGACUUUGAUGACACCGCCGAUAUGGCUGAGGUUGACGAACUGAGUGAAGAGGACGAGGACCGACCGUCUAAGAAGCAGAAGACGCAAGGGCCAAUGACUGCUCAGGUGACCAGAGCAGAUGUGGAGAAAUGGAAAAAUGCCAUGUCCGAGCAAUACUCGGUCCGAUCUCUGCGACAGAUCGUAUUGGCUUUCAGAGCGGCGGUCAGCGCAGACGAGGACGAGGAGAAGGGCAAAGACGCUCGAUUCAAGGUACCAGACUCGGAUGUGUACCAUGAGAUCCUGGUCACCGCGCUCGAAUCUGUCCCCAAAGUCCUGGCGCAUCAUCUGCCGGUCAAGGAAUCUGCCGCAGGAAAAGUCCGAGUGCCUGCCGACGCGCCCAAGUUCAAGACAUUGUCACCUGUGAUCAAGUCCCACGUUUCGUCCUUACACACACUUGUGGGCCAGCUAUCUGACUCGGCAACUCUGCGAAGAGCUCUGGCAGCAUUUGAGCCUCUGUUACCAUACUUGCUGCAGUUUCGCAAGUUCCUGAAAGUUGUGGUCAAGACAAUCGCCGAGGUGUGGUCAGACAAUGGCUCGGAUGAAGCCACCAGGAUCUCGGCAUUCAUCAUCCUUCGCAGACUCAUGGUCAUCGGAGAUGCUGGAAUCCGAGAGUCAGUCCUCAAGAGUACGUACGAGGGCGUUGUCAAGGGCGCAAGGAACGUCACCGAACUCACCCUUCCCGGCGUGAACUUGAUGAAGAAUUCCGCUGCUGAGUUGUACGGAAUUGAUCAGAAGGUCAGCUAUACAACAGCAUUCAAAUUUAUUCGCCAACUAGCAAUCCACCUCAGAGGCCACGUCGCAAAGCCUACCAAAGACUCAUACAAGAUGGUGUACAACUGGCAAUUUGUGCACUCGCUCGACUUCUGGUCUCGUGUACUCUCGAUGCACUGCAAUUCACUCCUCGAAGCGCAGAACGGUAAAGAGUCUCAAUUACGACCACUGAUCUACCCUGUUGUCCAAGUCACUGUUGGCGUUAUGCGUCUGAUUCCGACAUCAACCUACUUCCCGCUUCGGUUUCAGCUGAUGCGUGCCCUGCUGCGGAUAUCACAGUCGACUGGCACUUACAUCCCUCUAGCUGCUGCCCUGUUGGAAGUGCUGAAUUCGCCCGAGAUGAAGAAGCCAGCCAAGGCAGCAACAGUCAAGCCGCUUGACUUCGCUUCAAACAUCAGAGCGUCCAGUUCAUACCUCAAGACGCGUGUAUACCAGGACGGGGUUGGCGAGCAAGUUGUGGAACUCUUGUCCGAGUUCUUCGUCUUGUGGUGCAAGAGUAUUGCCUAUCCUGAGCUGCAAUUACCAGUCACAGUCAUGCUGAAGCGCUGGCUGAAGAGCGCUUCCAAGCCGGACGGAAACAAGAACCCUAAGAUCAAUCAGGCGCUUUUGCUGGUGGUGCAGAAGUCGGAGUCCAAUGCCAGGUGGAUCGAAGAGCGACGCAACAAAAUCAACUUUGCACCCAAGGACACAGCAGAGGUCGAGGCCUUCUUGAAGGACACCUCGUGGGAAGAUACCCCUCUUGGCGCAUAUGUGGUUGCGCAGCGCAAGCUAGGGGACGAGAGACGAAAGGUGGUCGAGCAAGGACGCAAGGAAGAGGCUCGGCGCAAGAAGGCCAACAAGGACGAUGACGAGAUGGACGACUUCUAA
Cyphellophora europaea CBS 101466 is the source of this 2115-nucleotide messenger RNA. RefSeq lists its product as uncharacterized. Gene Ontology annotation, biological process: ribosomal large subunit biogenesis. NCBI's taxonomy places the organism in Eukaryota, Fungi, Ascomycota, Eurotiomycetes, Chaetothyriales, Cyphellophoraceae. The record is from RefSeq and is a predicted model, not a curated record. Gene Ontology annotation, cellular component: Noc2p-Noc3p complex; Noc1p-Noc2p complex; nucleolus. The transcript has a single exon. The coding region runs from base 1 to 2115 and encodes 704 amino acids.